AUGCUGACAAAAUAAUUGCAAUUAUUGAGAAGUGUGGCAUUCUUUGCAAGAGCUACAGGAGGUUUAGAUAGUGAAAUUUAUGUUAGAAAAUCCCAUAAAUACCUACAUUCAAUCUACUAAAAAGAAUCACCAAUCGAACAUGCAUAGCAAAUUGUAAAGGAUUUUAAAUUGACUUUGGGAUAAAGAUACUAACAUGGAUUUGAACCUGAGGAAAUGAAAGAGGCCUCUCCGUUAGUUCAAAAAGCAUUUGGACUUAAUAAUGCUACUGAUGGCUAAAUUGUUGCAUAUCGAAUUUAACAAGCAAUUAAAAAAUAUUAGAAAUGGCCAUUAGACACUGCAAGUGCUUUAGUAAAAGCAGCUGUAUUGAAUGAAAGAGUCAUCAGCUUGAUGCAUCACAUGGAAAAAAAUAGGUAAGACAAAUAUUGUGCUUUGACACUUACAAAAUUAUUGGCUGAUAGAAGAAAGGCUAUGCAUUACUUGAGAAUUCAUGAUUAUUAAGGAUUCAAUUGGUUGGUUGCUGAUUACGGUUUGAAAGAUCUGAAAUACCACAAUCAUCAAUACUUAAGAUAUAGACAUGUCACAGCCACCAAAACCAAAAGAUAUACAAGAAAAGAUACAAACAGAACCAGAUGGGCAUUAUGAGAUAUUAAUAUUAGUAUUUUAUGAAAGAAGAAUAAUCUAUUUAUUUAU
Messenger RNA from Paramecium tetraurelia, 690 nucleotides. RefSeq lists its product as uncharacterized. The transcript has 2 exons. Gene Ontology annotation, biological process: translation. The record is from RefSeq and is a predicted model, not a curated record. Gene Ontology annotation, molecular function: structural constituent of ribosome. Lineage: Eukaryota; Ciliophora; Oligohymenophorea; Peniculida; Parameciidae. Gene Ontology annotation, cellular component: ribosome.